Caenorhabditis auriculariae is the source of this 1582-nucleotide messenger RNA. NCBI's taxonomy places the organism in Eukaryota, Metazoa, Nematoda, Chromadorea, Rhabditida, Rhabditidae. The record is from the annotation of a GenBank genome assembly.
AUGUUACGGCGACCCUCGCAAGUUCUAGUUCGACUCCCAACACGCGCUUCAACAAUAUGGGGUUUGCAGAUUCUCAUUAUUGUUCAUGAAUUGAACUUUUUUAAAGAUUCCGAUGACGAAAGUGAUGGAUAUUCUGAUAGAACAGGAGAUAGAAACGAUCAUUCAUCAAUUACAGUGAUUUCAAUUUCCGCUUAAAAAGAUCUGCCAUUUAUCGUUAAAGAUUCAGAAAGUUUGCGCUAUUGCCGGCGGCGAUAAACGGAGCAGAGAAGAGGAAAAAGAAAAGCCCAAGGGGCGCAAAAUUGACAGAAAAGUGGUGAGUUGAGUUGAUCGAUUCAUAUUGUAAUUUCAAAAUAGGACUUGGAGAAAACAUACAAAAAAGAGUUCUAUCUAUUCUAAUCACAUAUUCAUAGUGGAAUAAAAUUUAACUGUACCGCUCACUUCUCACAGGUUGACCUAAUGAAUAUCAUAUCAAGCCUACGGUGAAUGAAACGUAUACGAAAGAGUUAUCGAGGGCGAAAACAGCUCUCUAGAGAAUUUUUUACUUAAAGGCUGAAUCAAAUCUGCAAAAAAAAUUUUUAAUUUUGAGACCAUAAAUUCAGAGAUGUCGUAAAUCAAAGAGUACGUAGAUGUGGUGGAAAAUUAAGAAUUUUUACGAAAACCUUCUCAUUUGUUGAUUUUAGAUGGUGCAUGAUUUUGCAAUCUCUUUCGCGAGAAUUGAAGAAACGAAGAAAAAGCGCAUGAAUGUGUUUCUCCCAACGGAGGACGUUACCGUUUCGCUCACCAAAUUGCUGACUCAUUUUACCGGAAAUACUGUGGAUCCGAUAGACUUUGGAAGAAAAUUCACUCUUUUUGCUAUUCGCUCGGUUGGAAGUUGCUUUUUCCUUCAUGAUGAAUAAAAGAAAUCAGAUACUUCCGCCUUCACGACGUCACCUGUUCACGGUAGUUCGUUAUGUGGGAAGAACUUCUUACGAGUAUCUUCCUCUCGAGUUCUACUCUUCCAUCGCCGGUUCGUAGUCCAAAUAUUUAAUUGUUUUUUUUUUGUUUAUCAGAGAUGAUUUGCCUUCUCUCUACGAGCGAAAAGGAUGAUCAAACGGCAGUCUCAGCUUUUAAAACCAGACUUGAGUUGGACUUCGGGAAGAUGGCGUCCAAGUUUUUGUAUGUUGAAACCCAAAAAAAAAAACAAAAUUUCAUCCAUAAUUUCUCAGCGAUAACCGCCGUCAAGCCUAUCGCCAGAAUUUGGCCAUGGACUCGCUCGAAGAUUUUUACCGCGAGGAGAGGCGAAGGGAUGAGUUUUGCCGUCAACGAUGUCCUUGUAAAUUUCGAAAGUUUUUUUAUUAUCAUUUUUUUUCAGUGGAGUUAGUGCGCGAGCCAAAUGAACCAGUCGUUCCGAUAGGUUCUCGUACACUUUGUUCUUGUAGUUUUAUCUUUCUUCUUUGCAGUGGUCCCCCCUCGAACUCCGAGUCGGAAGAGCAUGCGCAAGACGAAACUUAUCAAACCCGUGCUUGAAGUGGAGUCCGAUGCCGAAAAAGAACUGGACAAGGGUCAGGAUUCUGGAAGCGACUGGUGUGAAGGCAUGGACUGA